Messenger RNA from Symbiodinium pilosum, 2259 nucleotides. Lineage: Eukaryota; Dinophyceae; Suessiales; Symbiodiniaceae. The record is from the annotation of a GenBank genome assembly.
AUGUCGGUGUUCGCGCGGCUGUCGGAGGCCUUGACCAUGUGCAGCCGGCCAGAUGUGAGGCCCGUCCGCACCGCCGCAGAUCCACCAAUGGGACCCAAUGAAGCCCUCAACCUUCUCAAGGACGGCAACCGCCGCUUCGUGCAGGGACAGCCGCUUGCCAACCGCACCAAUGCUGUGGUGCGACAGGAGCUGGUCGAGCUCGGCCAGGCUCCGCAUACGGCCAUCAUCGGUUGCGCUGACUCGCGUGCUCCCCUGGAGACGAUCUUUGACACAAUGCCAGGUGACAUCUUCGUGCUCCGCAAUGCAGGUAACACUUGCACUCAUGCGGAAGGCAGCAUGGUGGGGAGCCUGGAGUUCUGCACUGGCAAACUGGGCAGCCGCUUGGUGCUGGUCCUUGGCCACACGAAGUGCGGCGCUGUGUAUGGGGCCACCAAGACCUUUCUGGAUGGCCAGGCUUCUCCUAAGAAAUUCGGUUCUGCAUUGGAAGGACUGUUGCAGGACCUUGGCGCAGUUGCCCAGCAGGCCCAGGAGGAAAUGGGCCCUGAUGCGGAGGCAGAUGCCGUUGCAGCCCACGCUGUGAAGGUAAACGUCUUCCACACCAUUGAUUUCCUGCUCAAGUUCAGCGAGUCCAUUCGUGAGGGUGUCCGUAGCGGGCAGAUUGAGAUCCACGGAGGCAUCUACCACCUGGAGACAGGCAAUGUGGAAUUCAUGGGCAAGAGCCCACGACAGACUGAGUUGCUGGACUCCAGCCUGCCCAUUCCUCCUUCCAUGGCGAACUGCCCGGAGCCUGAUCAUGGCGUGCACGGCGUUCGUACAGGGGCUGAUGUGGCCAUCAGGUCGAGGGACGCUUUGAAGCUGCUCAAGGAGGGCAACGAGCGCUUCGCAGCAGGCGCACCCACAGCAGCGACCACCUCCAGGGACAUGCGUCGGGCGUUGGUCAAGUGUGGCCAGGCACCGCACAGUGCCAUUGUCGGCUGUGCAGACUCACGGGUGCCUGUCGACACCGUCUUCGACGCUAUGCCUGGAGACCUUUUCGUGCUCCGCAAUGCAGGAAACACCUGCACUCACGCGGAAGGCAGCAUCGUCGGUAGCCUGGAGUUUUGCACUGGCAAGCUGGGUACUCAACUGGUCUUGGUGCUCGGGCACACGCAGUGUGGCGCGGUGGCUGGGGCCACCCAGAGCUACAAGUCCGGAGGCAUAUCCAAAGCGCCAGGUACGGCCCUUGAGGGCCUGCUGCAGGGUCUGGCCUCGGUUGCACAGCAGGCGACUGAGGACCUUGGUCCAGGGGCCGAGGAGGCCAAGCUCAUCGCUCACGCUGUGAAGGUGAACGUCUUCCACUCCAUAAACUUCCUCUUGAAGUUCUCUGAGCCAUUGCGCGAGGCAGUGCGCAAGGGAGACCUUGACAUCCAGGGUGGCAUCUAUCACCUGGAGACUGGCCGUGUGGAAUUCCUUGGACGCUCGCCUCGGCAAGCAGAGCUCUUGUCCUCCAAGCGCGCUUUGCCACCAUCCCUCGCCAGCGGCAACGUCCGGACCUCCCGAAGUGGUGCAGUGCUGCCGCAGGAAGCAAUGGUGAUGCUGAAGGAUGGUAACGAGCGCUUCGCUACUGGUGCCCCGAUUUCUGGCAAGGUCCAUCAGAGCAUGCGCGAGGCUUUGGCUACUGUUGGACAGGCUCCCCACACUGCUCUUGUUGGCUGUGCAGAUUCGCGCGUGCCCCUGGAGACCGUCUUUGAUGCGCUUCCUGGGGACCUCUUUGUGCUGCGCAACGCUGGGAACACCUGCACACAUGCCGAGGGCAGCGUGCUUGGCAGCCUGGAAUUCUGCACUGGCGCACUGAACACCCGACUGAUCUUCGUGCUCGGGCACACGGCCUGCGGUGCGAUCAAGGGUGCCACCAAGGCGUACCUUGCAUUGAAGAAGUCCAACCCGGCCAAGGACGGCCAAGCGUUGGACAGGCUGCUCCUUGGCCUCAGCUCCGUGGCCGAGAGCGCAGCUUCCGAGCUGGGACGAAAGGCCACCGAGGAUGAGAUUGCCGCGCAUGCGGUGAAGUUGAAUGUCUUCCAUACCAUGAACUUCCUUCUGCAGCACAGCGAGCCAAUUCGACAGAAGGUGAGGAGCGGCGAAUUGGAGAUCCAGGGCGGCAUCUAUGAUCUAGGAAGCGGCCGAGUGCAGUUCCUUGGUCAGAGCCCAGUGCAAUCGAAGCUGCUCAAGUCGCAACCUGCGACAGCUCCCUCCAAGAAGGAUAAGCUCCAUGGGGCCUAG